AUGGCGAAAUCAAGUAUGACAACAAAAGAAGCUUUGGCAAAAUGGGAAGAAAAAACACAACAAAAAGCUUCAGAAGCAAAAGAAGUUCUACUCUACGGACAAUUUCCACCAAUUGAUAAAAUGGAUGCUUCUAUUUCAACAUUACUCAGUUGCGAAAAAUUAUCUUUAUCAACAAAUAUGAUUGAAAAAAUAGCUAAUCUUAAUGGUUUAAAAAAUUUAAAAAUUCUUUCACUUGGUCGAAAUUUAAUAAAAAAUCUUGUUGGUUUGGAAGCUGUUGGUGAUACACUUGAAGAAUUAUGGAUAUCAUAUAAUCAAAUAGAAAAAUUAAAAGGUAUUGGUGGAAUGAAAAAAUUGAAGGUACUCUAUAUGAGUAAUAAUUCUGUUAAAGAAUGGGGUGAAUUUCAAAAAUUAGCGGAAUUACCAACACUUCAUGAAUUAGUUUUUAAUGGAAAUCCAUUACAUGAUAAAUUUCUAGAAGAUAAUGAUGGUAAACAAGAAAUUUGGCAAGCAGAAGUUCAAAAACGUUUAAAACCAUUAAAAAAACUUGAUGGUUUACAUGUUAUUCGUGAACAAGAAGGUGGUGAAUAA
This is a messenger RNA of Rotaria sordida, 588 nucleotides long. The record is from the annotation of a GenBank genome assembly. NCBI's taxonomy places the organism in Eukaryota, Metazoa, Rotifera, Eurotatoria, Philodinida, Philodinidae.